Messenger RNA from Recurvomyces mirabilis, 381 nucleotides. RefSeq lists its product as uncharacterized. NCBI's taxonomy places the organism in Eukaryota, Fungi, Ascomycota, Dothideomycetes, Mycosphaerellales, Teratosphaeriaceae. The transcript has a single exon. The record is from RefSeq and is a predicted model, not a curated record. Bases 1 to 381 code for a protein of 126 amino acids.
AUGACGGGUAUCAUCUGCAGCGGUAAGACGACAAUCUACACCCACGCCUUCAACGGCAAGCUCACACCUGCUGCUCCUGAUCCGACAGCAAGAAAUGCAGCGAAGGAAAAGAUCCAUACCGCUCCUAGCAUUGCGGCCACCUCUGCUGCACCGACACCGACCCGGAACUCGAUAUGGCAGGGCGUAUCAUACGUAAGUGCUGCGAAGUGCAGAGCCGCUGCGGCACCUCAGACCAAGACGCCCUCUGCCUCGAAGACUUCUCUGUUCAGCAGGGCGGCUAGUACUCCGGCUAUGAAUUACAGCAAAGCGGUGACGUCGCAGACGAAAAGCACUGUGACCGCAAUUACGCCCAUAUUCACCUUGAGGGUUGUUGGGCCGUGA